This is a messenger RNA of Helianthus annuus (common sunflower), 1269 nucleotides long. Its product is annotated as protein NRT1/ PTR FAMILY 5.15. The transcript is spliced from 2 exons. NCBI's taxonomy places the organism in Eukaryota, Viridiplantae, Streptophyta, Magnoliopsida, Asterales, Asteraceae. The record is from RefSeq and is a predicted model, not a curated record. The coding region runs from base 10 to 1149 and encodes 379 amino acids.
UUUAGCUUCAUGACUGUGUAUCUCCUGAUGGGCAAAGCAUGGUCACACAAACUAGACAUCAAUAAGCUUGAAAAGAGUCCGGUUACAACUGUGUUAAGAGUAUGUGUGGCCUCAUUUUUGAAGACAUUCAAAGGCAUACAAUAUGAUUCAACUGGGAUCUACAAAGAUAUUGAACGAAAUGAUCACCAAUUGAGUCAUAGCUCUAGUAUCAGGUUAUCGAAGAACAGUGACAAAUACGGUCACAAUACAUUGAUACAUUGUAGCCAUCAAGAAGUCGAAGACACGAAAACCCUUGUUAGGUUGUUACCGGUGGGUGUUGUGUUGGUUUUCCUGGGACUAAUAAGCUCGAUGGGGAACACUUAUUUUGUUAAACAAGGAGACCGCUUAAAUCCUUCAAUUAUUAUAUGGAAAUAUGUGGGUGUGUCACAACUCUUUUCAAUAUACGAGUACUCAAAAAAUCAAUUCGGAAAAUACACAAGAAAAGAUUUUGAAACCCUAUUCAAGCACCCCCCUCGGCAACAAUUGUUAUAUGCUAUGAUCUAUGCAAUCCCAUGUUGUAUGGCAGCUGCCAUUGUCGAGAGUUCGAGAUUAAAUGUCAUAAGUAAACUAGGUCUAGAAAACAAGCAAGAAAACAUCAUCCCAAUGAGGACAUUUUGGCUGAUACCUCAGUUUUUCAUCCUUGGUAUCGUUGACGGUUCAAUGGAGCGAAGUAUUGAUAUGUUCUUCGUACAAGAGAUGCCUCUGUCGAUGCGAAACUAUGGUAUUUUAGUUUUGAAAGGCUUUGUAGGGCUUGGUACUAUCGGUAGUGUGUUGUUUGUGUAUGUAAUUGGUAAGAUUAGCGAGAUGGGAGGGAGACCAAGUUGGUUUCAUCAUAACAUGGAAAACAGCAGGCUAGACUUGUUUUAUUGGCUAUUAAUGGUGUUAUGUGUUGUCCUUUUGGUGGCAUGGAUUGUGUUGAGCCAAUGUGUCAUAUUGGCAUGGAAUAAACAACGGCCUUUGAAUUACAAGGAAGAUGAGAACGAUAGAUUACUUGAACCAGGGAGCGAUUUAGAUUCAAUAGAGGAUGGAAAAAUUGGCGACCAAAUGGUGGAAGCCGUAAUCAUAGAGUAUUUGACGAAGUGGCGCAAUACGAUUAAACCAAUUGAGUGAUUGAGUUAAAUGUUGUGAAAUCUUUUAUGAAGAUACAGAAUACAACUUUAUAUAGUAUGUUAUUGAUACUAGGUUAUAUACAUGUGUAAUACCCUGAUUUAAAUUUUAAAUUAUACAAGU